AUGAUAUGCCAAAAGUGCCAAGACAAAAUGAAGAUUUGGGAAGAGAAAUAUUUGACAACAAUCCCUUGCCAGCACUGUGCCCAUUUAUAUACAAUGAUAAGUCCACCUCCAGCCCUUAAAUUCCACAAAAUCAAAAAAGGAGGAAAAUCUGAAAUUGUGAUUUCAGAAGUUGAUAAUCCAAAAGUGGCCGACCAGGCAAAAGAAAAGAAUCCUGCCCCACUUCCAAAAGUGGAUGAUAUAAUAAUUCAUGAUUGCCAUAUUCAAGAUCUCGCUUCACUUGUUCAGGUUAAGUUCAAUCUACGCGACAUAUUUAGAGCGACGUAUGUGAUUUACACAAUAAUACAUAAUAUUCCGAAUUUCUUCGAAAGUCGAAUUGCGUAUUCUGACUUUAUAUUAGAAUCAAUUCAAAAAAUUGAUAUAUAUCAAAGAACAUGA
Molecule: messenger RNA, 435 nt
Organism: Trichomonas vaginalis G3
Lineage: Eukaryota; Parabasalia; Trichomonadida; Trichomonadidae
Exons: 1
Coding region: 1-435 (144 amino acids)
Source: RefSeq, a predicted model, not a curated record